AUGUCAGCAUCUGCGCGAGGAGGUGGCGACAUUAUUGAAAAACGAUCAUCUCAGAGAAUUUUUAUGCGACGUGCUGAAAACAAUUAUGGCCGACAUCGUGAUAAUGCAGAACCUUCAAAAGCAGGAGAAGGGCCCCCACGCUUGACGAUCAACAUAAUUUUCGUGAGAUUAAUGGUGAGACAUUUUAGCGGCAAAAAAGACAAAGGAAGUUCGGCCAACAUCAUCCAAUGGAGAGUGUUGGAGCAAGCCAAGCUCACCAGAAGUAUCAUUCCAGCCACAAAACGCAUUACCGGGUUCUACCUAGCAAGCGUGACAACCCGAGGAGAGAUCUUGCUGCCCGCAAAUGCUGAGGGGGUGAUGAAGACGACCCUUUUCGAGGUGGUAGACGACAAUAUGGGCUAUAAUAUUAUCCUGGAGAGGCCAUGGUUGCAUGAGAUGAAGGCUGUGCUAUCAAUAUAUCAUCAGUUUCUGAAAUUCCCAACUCCCGAAGAAAUUAAACAAAUAAGAGGUGACCUACCGACAGUAAGGGAGAUAAAUGCAAUCUCACUUUCCAGUGGCAAAGAAAAGGAGCAUGCGUCAUAG
Nicotiana tabacum (common tobacco) is the source of this 582-nucleotide messenger RNA. The record is from RefSeq and is a predicted model, not a curated record. Lineage: Eukaryota; Viridiplantae; Streptophyta; Magnoliopsida; Solanales; Solanaceae.